Messenger RNA from Knipowitschia caucasica, 1155 nucleotides. The record is from the annotation of a GenBank genome assembly. Lineage: Eukaryota; Metazoa; Chordata; Actinopteri; Gobiiformes; Gobiidae.
AUGACCCCCACGAAGCCGUUCAAUUUCACUGUGGAAGAAGAAGAAAGCAAUGUCGCAGCUGCUCAGAGGAAGCUUUAUGGAGAAGGACCCAAUAAACUCACUCCUCAGGCCGCAGCAGAUAUUCCUUCAAAUAUUGUGAGUGACAGGAAGACUUUUUUGCCCCAGCCGCAUAACCUCCCCAACAUGAAGCCCCCAUCGCGAAUGUUCAAGCCAGGAUCCAUACCCAAUCUGGGCCGUCCCAUGAAGGCCAACACUGCACACGUUCUGCAGCAGACCAGAGUCCUGUCCAGCACGUAUAAUUUGAGAUCUACAGCUGCAGCUGCAUUGGGAGUAAAGCCGCCAGUGUCCAGCCUGCGAAAACCAUCGGCGAGCAGUGUGACCUCGAGCCUCCAGAGAGCAGGACACGGCCUGAAACCACCUCAAGCUAAAGUCGCCCACUCAGCUCUCUCAGGCGCUGACAAACCUGCUGGAGGUCCUCACCCUGUGGCUAAAACAUCGUCAUCACCAAGAAAACAUCCUUUACCCAAAACUGAUGUCAUGCCAGCAGCAAAGAAGAAGAAGAUGGAUCUUUCAUCCAACACUUCUGCAGCCUCCUCCUCAGACUCUAAAGCCAACAACCUGAAGCCUCCAACACAAAACCAGAGAACUUUACCUGCAAAACCGCCAAAACACUACGCUGCAUCUACUGCUACAGCCAUUUGUGAACCAAGCAGCCGGGGUCCCAACACCUGCACCACCACUGCUGUCGCUGCCCUGCUUAAAGAGACACUCGGGUUGGACAACGAGCCCCGUCUGGACCGGUCUCAUCGAACCGCUCCUCGUCAAUCAGCACCAGGAGAGCGCACGCGUCCCAGAGCUAUCGUCUGUCGGCUUCACUACUACAGCGACUGUGUGGACAUUUUACGCCGAGCGACAGAGCGGGGACAGAUAAAGGUGCGUGAUAUGACCAUAUCUGUUUUCCCUGACUACACUGACGGUGUGGCUCGGGCGCGGGCUGCAUUCAAUGACGUGAGGCGACAACUCCGAAACAUCGAGGGCGUCCGGUAUGGUCUGUUCUACCCAGCGCGGCUCCGGAUCACCUACAGGGGAGCGGAGAAGGAAUUCACCUCCGCUGAUGACGCUGGACAAUACGUGAAGACCAUGACAACAGGGUAA